Molecule: messenger RNA, 1779 nt
Organism: Copidosoma floridanum
Lineage: Eukaryota; Metazoa; Arthropoda; Insecta; Hymenoptera; Encyrtidae
Product: glucose dehydrogenase [FAD, quinone]
Molecular function (GO): flavin adenine dinucleotide binding; oxidoreductase activity, acting on CH-OH group of donors
Source: RefSeq, a predicted model, not a curated record
AUGUGGACUAAAUAUUUCAAUUAUGUGUUAUACGGCAUAGCCGUAACUUUCUUCAUCAACUACGUAAAAGUAUCAUAUUUAAUUAGUUUUUAUUACGACGUAUUGUUUUGCGAUUAUGAAAACAUGUCCAGAUUUGAUUAUAUUAUUGUUGGAGCAGGAAGUGCAGGAUCUGUUCUAGCUGCAAAACUGUCUAGUGCUGGAGAAAAAACAUUACUUGUCGAAGCUGGAGGUGCUCCGGCUUUUUUUUUUAACAUUCCAAUCAUCGCACCAAUACUGUUGAACAGUCCCUAUGACUGGAGGUACUUGACAGUUCCUCAAAAAAAUGCCUGCAAGGGCUUGGAUAAUAAUCAAAGUGUGUGGUCAUCGGGAAAAAUUUUGGGAGGCUCCAGCAGGCUCAAUUACAUGAUAUACAGUACAGGACACCCAAAUGAUUAUGACUCUUGGAUGGAUAAUCUUCAAGAACCAGUUGUUGAAAAUGGAGGAUCUUUGUGCAUUAAUUAUGACAACUGGUCUUCAAGAAUAUCUGAUGCAAUACUAAACGGCAUUGUGGAGUUGUCAUACAGUUUGAAAAAUCCCAAUGACUCAUCAUCUACUGGUUUUAUGAAGGCCCCGUUAACAACGAAAAACGGAGAACGUUGGAGUACUGAUAGAAUACUUUACCAAAAUUCAAGUAAAAGACUGAAAAUUUUGACAAACUCAUUUGUCAAAAAGAUAAUCUUUAAAUCAAAUAAAGCAAUAGGAAUAGAGUUUUUGAAAGGAUACAAUACUUAUAAGGCUUUUGCUAAAAAAGGAGUAGUUUUAAGUGCUGGGGCUAUAGGUACACCAAAGCUAUUAAUGCUUUCAGGUGUUGGGCCCAAAGAACAUUUAAAAGAACACAAUAUAAAAACUAUAGCAGAUUUACCAGUUGGUCAACACUUAAUGGAUCAUAUAAUAACUGGAUUAGAUUUAGUAAUCGUGAACACUACAGCCAUGGGUGUGGCUGAUAUUUUAAAUCCUCUCUCAUUCCUAGACUAUUAUUUGUAUGGCAAAGGUCCAUGGACUACUUCUGGAGUAGGUGUCAUUGGUACAUUCCAUAGUAAAUUAAUGAAGAACAAACAAUCAAUACCAGAUUUGCAAAUAAUAGCUCUUUCAGUUGGUAUAUCACAGGAUAAUGGAAUACUACUAGGGAAGAAUCUGGGGGUUUCUGAUAAAGUUUUGAAAGAAUAUUUUAUACCCUUGGCUUACAGUACAGCAAUAACAAUCGCCCCCGUAUUAUUGCAUCCAAAAAGCACUGGAGAGAUAAAAUUAACUAGUUCGAAUCCAUUCGACCCACCAAUGAUAGAUCCAAAAUAUUUAUCACAUGAAAAAGAUAUACUGACACUAGUAGAAGGAAUACAAUUCGUUAAAACUUUAGUAGAAACAAAAGUUAUGAAAAAAUACAAUGCACAGUUAUACAGAAAACCACUUCCUGGCUGUGAACAUAUAAACUUUGACUCAUUAGAGUACUGGAAAUGCUAUGUUCAACAUAUGACAUUAAGCACAUAUCAUCCAGCAGGAACAUGCAAGAUUGGGGAUGUUGUUGAUUCGAGAUUUAGAGUCUACAAGACAAAAAAUUUAUUUGUUGUUGAUGCAUCAGUCUUUCCACGGUUACCAAGUGGAAACAUUCACGGUCCAACAGUAAUGCUUGCUGAGAAGGCUUCUAGAUUACUUACAGAGAGUUUGAAAAAUUGCAAUAGUAAGGUACAACAAUGUUACCGAAAUGAUGUUUUUCUUUUAUCAAAUACUUGCUAUUAACACUAA